Coniophora puteana RWD-64-598 SS2 is the source of this 834-nucleotide messenger RNA. RefSeq lists its product as uncharacterized. Lineage: Eukaryota; Fungi; Basidiomycota; Agaricomycetes; Boletales; Coniophoraceae. Bases 9 to 389 code for a protein of 126 amino acids. The transcript has 2 exons. The record is from RefSeq and is a predicted model, not a curated record.
GUUCAAAUAUGGAUUUCGUAAUAGCUGACACCAGCCAGGCUUAUCUCUCAUUGAGCGUCCAUCGAAUAUCCUACGAUGACCGUCCACCGAACCAUCUCAGAGUGGGCAGAUGCUCCAUCCUGUCGCACGUUAUGGCGUCCGAGGAAGUCGUAGCGUUCACAGACGCCUCGCCCAAAAUCCAAAUCCCCACCUUUAUCUCCGUCUGCAAGAUCCCGUUCAUAAACAGGUGUAACAACGUCGAGCUCGCUUGGAUGCGGGCGACAAGCUUGUUUGGCUCGGUCGCCAUGUCAGCCUCCAGCAUGCUCGCUAAAAUGAGCGAGUUUUUGGUGCACUGUGCGUCACUGGCUCACAGCGCUUCCAAAUCUGCUUCCUGCCAAAAGUAUUUUUAGCGUAAGUUGCCCGCCUCUGCAUCUUCCUGAUUAUCGUUUGCAGUAGGCACAUUCCACAGCGUCGAAAGGUUACCUUUUACUUCCUAUCCACUGGCCUUUCCUGCAUCUGCCCCGACAUGUGGUAGAAGUCCGCUCCGGUGUUGCCGUACAGGACAAAGAACUUGGCGGCGCCGACGCUGACCUGGUGGCUUGGGUGGAGGAAAGUGCCACACGCUGCGGGAGGGUCGGAUGAGAGCAUGCGGUCCAGGAAGUGCACCAUGCGUACUACGUUGCCCUUGAUGCAGCUGGCUUUGGAGGCGAGGGUGCAUACGAGGUCGACUGAGGAGACUUGCUCGAGGGUGGUGCCGUUGGGUCGCUUUACGAAGACGACGCGAUGGUAGCUGUAAACGAGGUUAGAAGAAGGUUGAGAAUGGUGGAGCACGUUAAAUUGAUAGGUGUAUACAGU